AUGGCCCCCCCUACAUUUAUGACUCAAAGAAAAUACAUACAGUUGAUCAGCCUGGCAAAAAAAUUGGAUGCCUGCAAAAAUGAGUUACUGCGUUACCGGAGGGGAGAGAACAGUGCUCCUGCCGCGACCGUUCCUUCUACUCCUAUAGCUGCCGGGGGAGUGGACCACAUUGGUCUGUUAAUCGCCGGACAAAACAACCCUACCAACAUGGAGACACGCCUUCCGAAGAGACAACGCAACAUGAGGGGGGGCAAACGGAACAGCCUCAAAUCUGUAGCAAGUGAACCCACACUCCGCACCAGCAGAAGUAUUGUAACACCUCAAAUGGGUAGAAAAAAAAGGCACAGUGAUCCAACCCCACUUACGAAAGCCUUCCCCAGGGAGAAAACACAAAAUCAACAGAAAAUAAGAAACAAGGGGGAGCUACCCAGGGGAAAGCUAGCCAAAGGAAAAGCCCUUGGUCAAUACAAACCGAAGAAGAAGAAAAAGAAGAAACUACAAAACACGACACAGAUUUUUCCCCACCCCAAGGGGACACAGAAGAGUAGAAAAAAAAAAAAAACUUUUUGCACACUCCCCAAAAUUGAAGACAGCAGAAGGAUCACCAGUGUAGCUAGAUGCAGCAAAAAGUGCGUUCUACACAAGCAAGAGGAAGAGACCGAGUACACAUUUCGGAGCCCCCACAGUGGAGAUGACCAAAUGGUUCCCGUCCAGGUACAAGCGAAACUGGACGUCAUGCCGCUUGUGCACACAAGUCAGAUGAUGGAACGCCACUCAGUGAUUGCGUCCAUAUUAAGCAACUCGCCAGGAAAGAAGUCAAUUCCUUUAUCCAAACAGCGAAGAAAGCAACAACUUACCAAACCUAGUAAAAGUGCAGAGACAGCCGGUGAAGAAGCCCACCACGGCAAUACCACUAACAAACGACAGGAUGAAUCUGCCCCGCGGAAAGGGGCCCCACUCUCCAAAGGGGCAGAUAUUUCCAGGAGGAAGUUAACAAGCCUUUCUAGAUGUACACCCCAAUCUGCUAAGCAUACCCGUCCACAAUUGGGUCCCUCCAGGGGAUCAUUACAAAGAGGGAUUUCUCCGAAGCGUCCACGCAGCACCGUUGGCAAGACUGUUACCGGCACACAGAGCACAACUAAAAGGGCUCUUCCAUCUCGUCCUUCUCUGCGAGCUUCCCCCCUGCGGAGUGUCAGACGGAAGAGACAAAACAUAACGAGGAACACGGCUCCCAAGCGGAGGCUCCUCUGCGCUCCCGCCACUCAGCAUCCCUGUCACGACCAUCAAGACGGAGAGAAGCAAAGGGCCAACCGGAAAACCGUAAAGGAAUUCAUAAGGGCUUUAAACAGAUCCAGUGUUAUCAUCUGCACUGAGGGGCACAGGACGAGACCGAAGCGGGGAAGGCGAAGAUGCUUUCCCACUGGGGUUUGA
Molecule: messenger RNA, 1431 nt
Organism: Plasmodium inui San Antonio 1
Lineage: Eukaryota; Apicomplexa; Aconoidasida; Haemosporida; Plasmodiidae
Exons: 1
Coding region: 1-1431 (476 amino acids)
Source: RefSeq, a predicted model, not a curated record